Messenger RNA from Macrosiphum euphorbiae (potato aphid), 483 nucleotides. The record is from the annotation of a GenBank genome assembly. Lineage: Eukaryota; Metazoa; Arthropoda; Insecta; Hemiptera; Aphididae.
AUGUUCAUUAGUAGACUAACAGCUCGCACGCCGGUCAUCUGCACUCCGUCGCUGUUGAUAGCACUAAGGAAACGUUUAGAAUUUUUCGAAAGUAUGAGCCACUUGUCGCACGUGUCCACGGACUUGGCGGGCCCAUCGGUCGGGAUCUACAGCCAAGCAGUUAAGUACGGUGAUACAGUUUACUUGUCAGGUACCUUGGGCUUGGACCCUUGUACCGGUAAGCUGGUUGAAGGCGGUGCAGGACCUGAAAUAAAAAAAGCAUUGGAAAAUAUUAAGCAUGUCCUGGAAGCAUCUCAAUCGUCUUUCAGUUCAAUCGUUAAGACCACGGUUCUGUUAGCUGACAUAAAAGACGGCCCGACGGUGAACGAGAUUUACAAGCAAUUUUUUGUGCCGCCAUAUCCGGCUAGAGCAAUGUUUCAAGUGGCCAAAUUGCCUUUAGACGCCAAAGUCGAAAUAGAAGUGAUCGCCGCGGUUAACAAGUAA